GAUUGUUUUGGUUGGGUUUUGGCUCAAGCUGGAAAGCUAGAGCAUUUGGAGAAAACUUGAGAAGUGUGUUCAAUUUCGAUAUUUUUCACGCUGGCUUGUAGAGAAAGAAAAGAAUGUUACAUUGAAUCGGAAGGAGCAGUACAGUGACGGAGAAAGUUGCUGAAGGUCUGGAACCCUAAACAGCUUCUCUUCAGCUGACUCGAUCUGGACUUAAACUCCAGGGAAAUAAAGGUGGCAGGAGGCGAUUUCGUUGAUAUUUUCUCAAAAUGACUCAAGAUGUUGAGAUGCAAGAUCACACAACUCCUUCGCAUUCCGUCUCUUCAGCUGUUCCAUCUACUUUGCAGCAUUUAAAGGAGAUAGCGUCACUCAUUGAGACCGGUUCGUACUCUAAGGAAGUUCGUAGAAUUGCUCGUGCUGUUCGCCUUACAAUUGCGUUGAGGCGCAAAUUGACAGCAUCGGCGCUCUUAUCCUUUAUCGAUUAUGUUGCUUGUCCGGGUUCUGAACCUCACGCCAGAUUCUCUGCCUAUCUUCCCGAGGAAGAUUGUCAUCAGAUGGAAGUAGAUAAUGCAACACCUACUGUUCAAUCCUCAGCUAAGCACUUAUUGCCCGAGAUGGAGAUGUACUGUUACUUGGUCAUACUACUUUUUCUGAUUGAUCAGAAGAGAUAUAAGGAGGCCAAAGUUUGUUCCUCAGGAAGCAUUGCCCGGGUGAAGAGCCUUAACAGAAGGACUGUUGAUGUUAUUGCGUCCAGAUUGUACUUCUAUUAUUCAUAUAUCUAUGAACUCACAGGAGAUCUUGCAGAAAUUCGGGGUAACCUUCUUGCAUUGCACCGGAUUGCCACCCUUCGCCAUGAUGAGCUUGGUCAGGAAACACUUCUUAAUUUGUUGCUCCGUAACUAUCUCCACUACAAUUUAUAUGAUCAGGCGGAGAAGUUGAGAUCUAAGGCGCCCCAGUUUGAGGCACAUUCAAACCAGCAAUUCUGUCGAUAUCUCUUCUACCUUGGGAAAAUUCGGACAAUUCAGUUGGAGUACACUGAUGCAAAAGAGUCCCUCUUGCAAGCUGCUCGAAAAGCUCCGGUUGCAGCACUUGGUUUUCGAAUUCAGUGUAAUAAGUGGGCUGUGAUAGUGCGUUUGUUGUUGGGAGAAAUACCUGAGAGGACCAUCUUCAUGCAGAAAGGAAUGGAGAAAGCUUUGAGACCUUACUUUGAGCUUACAAAUGCUGUUCGAAUUGGAGACCUGGAGCUAUUUAGGAAUGUUGCGGACAAGUUUGCUGCUACUUUCAGUGCUGAUGGAACUCAUAAUUUGAUUGUUAGGUUGCGUCAUAAUGUCAUCAGGACUGGUUUACGAAACAUAAGCAUUUCUUAUUCACGUAUCUCGCUUGCUGAUGUGGCACAAAAAUUGAGGUUAAACUCUGCAAACCCCAUCGCAGAUGCUGAGAGCAUUGUAGCCAAGGCCAUCAGAGAUGGUGCAAUUGAUGCUACUUUGGACCAUCGUAAUGGGUGGAUGGUAUCGAAGGAAACUGGAGAUGUAUACUCCACUACUGAGCCUCAAUUGGCUUUUAAUACUCGUAUUGCCUUCUGCCUUAACAUGCAUAAUGAGGCCAUCCGGGCACUGCGUUUCCCGCCAAACACACACAAUGAGAAGGAAAGCGCUGAAAAGCGCAGAGAGAGGCAGCAGCAGGAGCAAGAAUUAGCUAAGCACAUUCAAGAGGAGGAUGAUGAUGAUUUCUGAUUUCUGAUAAUGACUGUUCUAUUCAUCUCAGUUGCGGUCAUGGUCUUCAUUUCUAACUCUGCUCUUAUUUCUCCUUUGGAUGACGUCCAUAACAUUUUUCAUAACAUGGAAGGUGGAAUUCUUUUUCUUGAUUGAUCACUGUUUGCUUCCAUUUAUUGUGAUAAACUUAUCUCUGAAACUUAUUCAAUUUGCCUUGGUCUUGUGGCAUUAUUGA
Molecule: messenger RNA, 1944 nt
Organism: Neltuma alba
Lineage: Eukaryota; Viridiplantae; Streptophyta; Magnoliopsida; Fabales; Fabaceae
Product: probable 26S proteasome non-ATPase regulatory subunit 3
Exons: 9
Coding region: 267-1730 (487 amino acids)
Biological process (GO): regulation of protein catabolic process; ubiquitin-dependent protein catabolic process
Cellular component (GO): proteasome regulatory particle, lid subcomplex; proteasome complex
Molecular function (GO): enzyme regulator activity
Source: RefSeq, a predicted model, not a curated record